Molecule: messenger RNA, 1698 nt
Organism: Neodiprion virginianus
Lineage: Eukaryota; Metazoa; Arthropoda; Insecta; Hymenoptera; Diprionidae
Exons: 2
Coding region: 81-1598 (505 amino acids)
Source: RefSeq, a predicted model, not a curated record
AUUUCAAAACUAAAACCGGGGUGUACCGCUCGUCGCAACGUAAUGUUUAACAUAGGAGGUUUUGAUAAAUUAAAGAAAUAAUGAACGAAGAAGGUGUGUUUACGUCUCGCAAACCAUCUAAAAGAAGAAUUGCAUGUUCCGUACAUGGUUGUGGAAGUUCUUUCCAAAAAAACCGUGAAUUGACAUUUCAUAAGUUCCCUCAAAAAAAUGCACGUUGGGUAUACCAGAAAAUUUUUUUCGGUAAAAUGGAAAAAGUGGAGCAACUAAAAGCAUGGAAGAACGCUUUGAGGAUUGACUGUAAAAUAAAUGCUCACAUGAAAGUGUGUUCAUUGCAUUUUCAACAAGAAGACUACAUUUUACCGGAUAUUCCAUCCCACGUAAAAUAUUUAAAGAAGACUGCGAUCCCAUCACGCAACCUGCCUCGCAGUUCAGUAGAACCAAGGAGAAAAAAAAAAGGAGAGAGCGAACGUGAAAGAAGAUUAAUAAACAGGAAUGAUCAGAAAGAAAGUUCAAAGGGAAUGGAGCUUCAGCAUCUGAAGACUGACACAAUUUUGGAAAAUAUGGAGCACGCCGAAGGGAAUCAUUGCUGCAUCGAAGAUGUAAUGACAGAGAAUGAGCCUGAAAUUCAAGUGGAGAUAAAAUCAUUUGCAGAUAUCGGAGUGCAAGUGAAAAGUGACGACGUGAGACUCAGUUUCGAAAUGUUUGUUCAGACCGACGAAGCGUUAAGUACUGCUACGGGGAUCGAAUCAAUAAAAAUUCUGGACACUAUUGUUGAAAUUGCUAGAAAAGUCACUGAAAAUAAUUCCACAUAUUCGAAUGCGAGAAUGAGUCUACGCGAGCGAAUUAUCAUGACAUACAUAAAGUUGAAACAAAAUAUCUCAUAUUCUUUUUUGGCAUUAAUGUUCAAUUGCUACACCGCGAAGCACUGCCAGCGAAUAUUCGAUGAAAUGAUAUCGUUGUUGAGUCAGUGUUUAAAAUUUGCGAUUGGUUGGCCAACUAAAGAAGAAAUCUCGAGAAAUUUGCCAAAAUGCUUUGAAGAUUUUGAAAAUGUUCGGGUGGUCCUCGAUUGCACUGAAAUUUUUAUCCAGCAUCCUACAAAGCUUUGUUGUCAAGUUUUGACGUAUUCUCGCUACAAAGGUUCUAAUACGUGCAAGAUAAUGACUGGUGUAACACCGGCUGGAAAUAUUUCUUUUGUCAGCAAAGCGUAUGGUGGUCGAGCAACGGACGAUGAUAUAUUUGAACAAAGCAAUAUUUUAAGUUUAUUGGAACCGGGUGAUGGUGUAAUGGUGGAUCGAGGAUUCCGUAAAAUUGAUGAGCUUUGCGAACGGAAUCAUUUUAAAUGUAUAAGACCACCAUAUUUGAAAGAAAAAACACAAUUUUCGAGAGACGAGGCCUUACGCACUGCUAAAAUCGCGAAAGCAAGGGUACAUAUUGAACGCUCUAAUCAACGUAUCAAAAUAUUCAAAAUUGUCGGUGCUACGAUGCCAGUGAAUCUUAUCCCACGAGUAGAAGAUAUUUUUAUAGUUAUAUGUGCCACAGUGAAUUUAUCCUCACCUAUCAUAAAAGACGAUAAAUUCAUGAAUGUUCAAGUUGUUUAAAUUUCUCUUUAUUGUAACGUAUCUUCUGUUUAUCGUGACAUUUAUCUUUCUUAUAUCAUAUUGUGACAUAAUUAUAAAUAAUAAUUGCAGUACAAUCACA